This is a messenger RNA of Drechmeria coniospora, 621 nucleotides long. RefSeq names its product hydrogen voltage-gated channel 1. Gene Ontology annotation, cellular component: plasma membrane. Gene Ontology annotation, molecular function: voltage-gated proton channel activity. Gene Ontology annotation, biological process: proton transmembrane transport. Lineage: Eukaryota; Fungi; Ascomycota; Sordariomycetes; Hypocreales; Ophiocordycipitaceae. Bases 1 to 621 code for a protein of 206 amino acids. The transcript has 2 exons. The record is from RefSeq and is a predicted model, not a curated record.
AUGGCCGACCAUGACUCCGACCCGCUCCUCCCGCGUGCCCACGGCAGCCGUCAGCUCCCGUCAUUUGGCACCAAGUUUGCACAGCAUCUCGACCGCUCCCGUCGGCUCGGAAGGCAGCUCCUCGGAAGUCGCAAGAAGCAUUUCAUAAUCAUGGCUGUCGUCGCCCUCGAUGUCGUGGCCUUGCUCGCAAACCUCUUCCUCCGGCUCAUCGCCUGCGAGAUGGACGGCGAGGACGAGCCCUGGGUGGAAGCCGUCACGGCCGGUCUCGAGGUCGCCGCGCUCGUCUUUAGCUCUCUCUUCAUGCUCGAGUUGGCGGCGUGCCUCUUCUCGUUUGGGCCCAGUUACCUCGCAACCCGGUUUCAUCUGUUCGACUCGGUCGUCAUCGUCACGAGCUUCGCCAUCGACCUUGGAUCUCAGGGCGUCGCCGAGUCCAUCGGCUCCUUCAUCGUCGUCCUCCGACUCUGGCGAUUGGCCAAGAUCUCCGAGGAAGUCGUCGUGGGCGCGACGGAAAGGAUGGAGAUGAUGGAGCAGCAAAUCGAGGAGCUCGAGGGCGAGAAUAGGCUCCUCAGGGCUCAGCUUGGUCGUGGCCUUGAUUCUCACGAUUACGCCGGACGCGAAUAA